AUGGCAACCAUACGGCCAGCUCUCCGGAUCUUCUCUCCCUUGGGAAGCAUCCGCUGUACGCCCGCCGCACGACCCCACACGCCGGCGCGGCAGUUCUUCAACCUCCCGAAUAUCCCCUCAUCCGAGCCGCAGGUCCUGACGGCCUCCCGAACCCUCCCAUACCCCUCCGCCCAGCUCUACGACGUAAUCUCCGACGUGGACUCAUACUCGACCUUCGUGCCAUACUGCGCGCAGUCCCGUGUCACGCAAUGGACCGCCCCCGACAAGAACGGGCGCAAAUGGCCCGCGCAGGCCGACUUGCGCGUGGGCUGGGGCGGCUUCGAGGAGACAUUCACGAACGUUCCGGGUGCCAGCCCGGGCAAUGGAGGAGAGGGCGGUGCGGUGUUCAGGAGCUUGGUGACGAUGUGGCAGCUGCGGCCACUGGCUACGGGCACUGGCACGGAGGUGGACCUGGUCAUUAGGUUCCAGUUUGCGAACCCGUUGUACUCCGCUGUGAGCGCUGCGGUGUCUGAUAAGGUGGCUGGUGUAAUGAUUCAAGCGUUCGAGAAGCGCGUCAAGGGUGUGCUUGGUAGACCAAGGAUAUAA
Messenger RNA from Colletotrichum chrysophilum, 585 nucleotides. RefSeq lists its product as uncharacterized. Bases 1 to 585 code for a protein of 194 amino acids. The transcript has 2 exons. NCBI's taxonomy places the organism in Eukaryota, Fungi, Ascomycota, Sordariomycetes, Glomerellales, Glomerellaceae. Gene Ontology annotation, biological process: ubiquinone biosynthetic process; cellular respiration. Gene Ontology annotation, molecular function: ubiquinone binding. Gene Ontology annotation, cellular component: mitochondrion. The record is from RefSeq and is a predicted model, not a curated record.